Erigeron canadensis is the source of this 612-nucleotide messenger RNA. RefSeq lists its product as uncharacterized. NCBI's taxonomy places the organism in Eukaryota, Viridiplantae, Streptophyta, Magnoliopsida, Asterales, Asteraceae. Bases 1 to 612 code for a protein of 203 amino acids. The record is from RefSeq and is a predicted model, not a curated record. The transcript has a single exon.
AUGUUGUAUGGGCGGAAAUAUAGGACUCCUAGUUGUUGGUUAGAAUCUGGUGAAAAGCAGUUUGUUGGGCCGGAAAUCGUUCAGAUAACUGAUGAUAAAGUGAAUAUUGCUAAAGAAGCGCUUAAGGUGGCAAGAGAUCGUCAAAAGACUUAUGCAGAUCAAAAGAGACGGCCUAUGGAGUUCAAGGUUGGUGAUAUGGUUAUGUUGAAAGUGUUGCCUUGGAAGGGUAUCAUUUGUUUUGGUAAGCGUCGUAAGUUGAGUCCUCGUUUUAUUGGACCAUUUAAAAUUUUGGAGCAGGUUAAUCAACAAGCCUAUAGAUUGGAUCUUCCUCCCGAGUUAGAUGGUAUUCAUAACACUUUCCAUGUGUGUUAUUUGAGAAAGUGUUUAGCGGAGGAGAUGAGUGUAUUUCCUUUGGAAGACAUUAACAUUGAUCCAAAGAAGAAGAUGGUGGAUGAACCUUUUGAGAUUCUUGGCCGAAAACAAAAGAAGCUUCUUAGGAAGAUAAUUGAUCUUAUGUUGAUUAAGUGGACACAUAAUAAAGGAGAGAUCUUGACGUGGGAGACUGAAGCAGUGAUGAGGGAUCGUUACCCGCAUUUAUUUGUUGCAGAGUAG